This is a messenger RNA of Cooperia oncophora, 774 nucleotides long. The record is from the annotation of a GenBank genome assembly. NCBI's taxonomy places the organism in Eukaryota, Metazoa, Nematoda, Chromadorea, Rhabditida, Trichostrongylidae.
UUGAUUCUACCACCAUUAAAUUCGCGUUUAUGUAAUCCAGGUGAUCCAGCGAACGGCGGUGCGUCUGAUGUGUCUGACAAGGACCCGACAUGUGUGCCGGAUGAUGCAGAACCAACGACUUCAAAAGAGGUUUUAGAACCAACUCCAGCAGAGGAAGCACCCGAAGGAACUUCUCCCAACCGUCGUCAAUGUAACUUAAAGCUGUCGGGUCAGCUGUUCCUGGGGGUCGUUGAGGCCAGCAAAAGGGGUAUUCAUCCCGUUAUAAGGUACCCUAUUCCAGGUGGGAAUACGUGUUAUGCUUUCGAGUAUGUGCGUACCACAAAGAGAGGACAACUGGUGGUAUAUCGGUGCACGAGGUGCAAGAAGAACGGCUAUACCACCAGCAUAGCAGUGCAGAAUGGUAAUGAAUUUAUAGGUGAUCCUACUGAAAUCCCGCAUGUGUGCACUCCACUAAAGAAUGCUCAAGACAAAGUGACGCGAAUGGUAUAUCAGUCAUGCCAAGCAAUUGCGACGGAUCCACAGCUUGCCGAAGCGAAACCUAGUCAGUUGUGGAAGAGUAUUGCUCAGUUCAUCGACGACAAUGCACCAGACGAUGAAGCGGAGCGCGAAACGAUGCUGAGGCAUUUUUACAAAGGCGGAUUUAAGUCUCGACGAAGAUCGAUCGCAAGGGCAGCCGCGAAGCUCCACGAUAGCGGCACCACGAAGCGCACUAAUGACCAGAAGAAGCAACCGUCAAAGUCCUUCAGGACACUGCUUAGGAAAUGCUCCUCGUAG